GAAUAGAUGAAGCUCGGGAGAGCCACGACCAAGAAGUCGAAGUUUGAAGCCACACCACAUUUCAUGCAAUUCAAUUAUCCUUUCAGAAAUAACACCACAACAAAAUAAAAAAAUUGGAAAUUUUAUCCCCAAACAAAAGAGAGAAAUCAAACUAAAACACAAAUUCAGUGGCUAUGGUGGUGCCCCAUAACGAACCCAUUGGUCCAAAUGUCCUCAUUGUUUACCCAUUGCCACAUAAAAAAUAUUAACAAUUCCGUCGUCUUACUUGACCGUAGGCGCCAAACAUAACUGACACUCAUCGCCAUUCCUCAUCUGCCAGCCAAAAUCACAGCUCCGACUCGCGCCACUCAGCAAACUUCAACUUGUGCAUAGAAAGUCCCCACCUUUACUGUUCCAGAUAGAGGGCGAGCAUAUUAGCCAUGGCGCCCAAGGGUUUGGAUUACGAACACCUGAACGAAAACGUGAAGAAGGUUCAGUAUGCUGUGAGGGGCGAGCUGUACCUUCGAGCUUCUGAGCUUCAGAAGGAAGGAAAGAAGAUCAUUUUCACAAAUGUUGGCAACCCUCAUGCUCUUGGACAAAAGCCACUGACCUUCCCUCGACAGGUGGUUGCUCUUUGCCAAGCUCCCUUUCUACUGGAUGAUCCUAAUGUGGGACUUAUGUUCCCUGCUGAUGCCAUCGCAAGGGCUAAACAUUACCUUUCCUUGACCUCUGGUGGUUUAGGUGCAUACAGCGACUCCAGAGGCAUUCCAGGAGUAAGGAAGGAGGUUGCAGACUUCCUUCUAAGACGCGAUGGUUACCCAAGCGAUCCAGAAUUGAUAUUUCUCACUGAUGGAGCAAGCAAAGGUGUGAUGCAAAUCUUGAACACGAUCAUUAGAGGUCCAAAUGAUGGGAUCCUGGUUCCAGUGCCACAAUACCCACUUUACUCAGCUGCAAUCAGUCUGUUUGGUGGUACUCUUGUCCCAUAUUACUUGGAAGAGACGGCAAACUGGGGUCUCGACGUGAAUGACCUGAGAAACGCGGUUUCUCAAGCUCAAUUCAAAGGGAUAACUGUGAGAGCAAUGGUGAUAAUCAACCCUGGAAAUCCCACUGGUCAGUGUCUUAGUGAAGCGAACUUGAGCGAAAUACUGCGCUUCUGUUAUCAAGAGGGCCUUGUCCUCCUUGGAGAUGAGGUUUACCAGCAGAACAUCUACCAGGACGAACGCCCAUUUAUCAGCUCUAAGAAGGUCUUGAUGGACAUGGGUCCGCCUUAUAGCAAGGAGGUUCAGCUUGUUUCGUUCCACACUGUUUCUAAAGGAUACUGGGGCGAAUGUGGGCAGAGAGGUGGAUACUUUGAGAUGACCAACAUUCCUCCAAAGUCAGUUGACGAGAUAUACAAGGUUGCAUCAAUUGCCCUCAGUCCAAAUGUCCCUGCUCAGAUAUUCAUGGGGCUGAUGGUCAACCCAUUGAAACCUGGGGACGUGUCUUAUGAGCAGUUCAUUAGGGAAAGCAAGGGGAUCCUCGAAUCACUAAGGAAAAGGGCUCGGAUUAUGACAGAUGGCUUCAACAGCUGCCGCAAUGUGGUCUGCAAUUUCACUGAAGGUGCCAUGUAUUCGUUCCCUCAAAUACGGUUGCCACCCAAGGCGAUCGAGGCUGCCAAGAGCGCUGGUAAAGUUCCUGAUGUCUUCUACUGUCUCAAGCUACUGGAAGCCACAGGCAUCUCCACAGUCCCCGGCUCAGGAUUCGGCCAGAAAGAAGGGGUUUUCCAUCUGAGGACAACCAUCUUACCAGCGGAGGAAGACAUGCCAGCUAUCAUGGAAAGCUUUAAGAAGUUCAAUGACGGGUUCAUGGAGCAGUAUGAAGAUACCAGGGGUUACUCCAGGAUGUAAAGUCCCCACCCUCCACCACAAUAUUGCUAUCAUCAUUAUUAUUUCAGUACAGCACAGUAAAAAAUUGUUAUCACGAUGAUGAUGAUUAUAUUCUUCUCUGGCUUUUUUAUCCUUCCCAAAAAAAAAGCCUAUUCCCAUAUAUGUUCUCAUUCACUCUCUCUCUCUCUCUCUCUCUCUCUCUCUCUCUUCCUAUCCCAACUAAAGAUUUGCAUCUAUGUAGCUGUAAGUCUGCAACUUUUCACAAAAUUUCACAUUGCAUGUCUGCACUUGAUUUUUUUUUUUUUUUUUUGCUUUUACUUUUUCCUUUCGCUAACUGGAAAGGGAAGUUGGAUGGUUGUGAUAUGUUUGGAGGGUAGACAGUUGAGAUAGAGAAUCAGGAACAUGCUCUGAUCUCAUAUCACAAAAUGGGAACUUUUUUCUACUCUAACAAGUCUCUCCACAUGGGACUUUCUUAUUUCAGAUUUGGGAACCCCAUUCUCCCUUGUUUUUUAGCUUGCAUUGCACAUGGCUUGUCACAAAGGGGGCUGGGUGAAGCAAGAAAAUGGAGGUGUUUUCUGUUUGGUAGCCUGUUCUUUUGCCAAGAAAAGAGGAGUGGGAAAAAGUAGGCUACUUCCUAUUAAGGAUCCCAAAUCUUUUCUCGGUUAUUCUUUAUAACCUUUCCCCCAAUUUGCAGCAAGAGAGGUGAAGAGAAGAGAAGAGCCGACUUUUGUUCUGUUUUCAUGUUUUUCUCUCUUUAAGGAUCUCAGAAAGGGUUGCUUUUCCAAGUUGAGAAAGGAGGGAGAUCGAAGGUUACUGCAGAUAAUAGGAAGGAAGGAAGGAAGUUCCAGAUCCAAUUUCUUUUUAAUUUGCAAAGUCCAUUUUUAAAAAUUGGUUCUUUUUGUUUUUCAACGAACAAACAAAUAUGUUGUUUUUUACCAUAAAAAAAGAACAGGAGCCGGGAGGGAUAUGGAUAAAAAUGUAAGG
Linum tenue is the source of this 2828-nucleotide messenger RNA. The record is from the annotation of a GenBank genome assembly. Lineage: Eukaryota; Viridiplantae; Streptophyta; Magnoliopsida; Malpighiales; Linaceae.